Molecule: messenger RNA, 4347 nt
Organism: Rhineura floridana
Lineage: Eukaryota; Metazoa; Chordata; Lepidosauria; Squamata; Rhineuridae
Gene: KANK3
Product: KN motif and ankyrin repeat domains 3
Exons: 11
Coding region: 140-3148 (1002 amino acids)
Biological process (GO): negative regulation of actin filament polymerization
Cellular component (GO): cytoplasm; cytoskeleton
Molecular function (GO): protein binding
Source: RefSeq, a predicted model, not a curated record
CCGACUGCCGUGACGCCGGCGUCGUCCGUCUUUAGUCCGGAGUGACUCCGGAGCAAGGCGCGGCUGCGAUGCGGAGAGCCGGAGGCACCUUGGAGCAGGUUCAUGCUGUCCUAUUCAACAGCUUCUGGAGGAACUGAAUAUGGCCCAGCCUGCGCACCUGAACCAAAAUCUUCCAGAUCUGGGCGGCCCUUUCUUGUACCGCGAUCCGGAGCAGGAUGGAGACAAGGCCUCCUACUCUUUGGAGACCCCCUAUGGCUUCCUGUUGGAUCUGGAUUUCCUCAAGUACGUUGAUGAUAUCGAGAGAGGCCAAACCCUCCGGAAGCUGCCGCUGCAACGCAAGCCCAAGGCCCCCAAGCAGGCCCUGAACUCUUCCCGCAGCCAAACCGGUGCCUGGACCUCCACCGAGUCUCUUUCAUCGACAACCAGCGAGGAUGGAAAAAUGGCCUUCUCCCCGCGGCCCAAACUGUGGGCCAGUUCCUCAGACAUCAAGGAGCCCAUGAGCAAACCGGCCUCGCUCCCUGUGUCCCCGUCGCCCGUCAUCCAUCUUCUCCCUCCUCCUUCUCCCAAAUCGUGGAUGAGAAACAUGCAGGUAGAGAAGACCUUGUUGGAGACCAGUAAGAGGCUGGAAGAAGAGCAGCUGAAUUUGUGGAUAGGCGGAUACUCCACAGCCCUUGCCACACCAGCUAGCCCUUGUGGGGCCAGCGUCUUUCCCCAGGAUUACUCUCUGAUGGGUGAGAGCCAAGCUAACCCCAACCUGCCUCUAGCGGGCUCCAUAAAGUUAAGCCCCUCCAAUUCAGGAAGGAGCACCCCAGCCGCGGCGGUCAGCCCCGCGCACCUCCAUCACGUCCGCGAGCAAAUGGCGGCCGCCCUGAGACAACUGAAGGCGCUUGAAGAGGAAGUGAAGGCCAUUCCUGUUCUGGAAAGUCAGAUUUGCAGGCUGAAGAAAGAGAACGAGCAGCUGGUGGCUGGCUUGUGGGAGAAGAUUGGGCCUGAUGGGGAUGAGGCUUGUAUCUUCAGCUUUCCUGCGAGGUCUCCGAGCUCAGGCAGGGAAGGAUCUCAAGUCAGCUGCGAGGCUCAGGCUGAUGCAGAGCCUUCCAAAAUGAGGUCGAGUAAAAUUGCCGGGCUGAAGAAACUGACUGAGAAAUUGUCCGCUUCCGAAAGGGCCAAGAAAGCAGGCAGAGGAACGGCCCAUCCUUCAAAAAUAGAAGAGCGCACGUGGCGAUCCGUCGGCGUCGGGGAGGAGGUGGACAUGAAUGAAGCUGUGUUCUACUACCGGUGCCAAAAGCCGUGCCGAGAGGUGGCUGUUGGGUGGGAGACCGACACCAGAGAUGCGGAGGUGUGGGUGAUGGAGUCGUUGCUCGGGGUUUCUUCUGAGGCUGAGAAGGAGAUCGAGAUCCUUCAGCAGACUGUCCAGCAUCAAAGAGAAAUCAUCGCCAUGCUGGAGGGACACCUGAAAGAGGCCACGGACGAGCUUGAGGAGCUGAGGGUUGAGGUUUGCCGGAGAAUGCCAAGGAACCUCAUCAGCAAGGAGAUGAUGGCCCAGCCAGAGACGGUGGAAGUGGGCACGGAAGCUGCUCUGGCCACGCAGUGCCAAGCCAUGGGCAGCCGCGUGGAAAUGGCAGACAAGGCUGUGCACUGCCACCCUCAAGUAGCUUGUAUUGGAGUGGGCUGCAACUCGCAGUGGAAAGAUCUCUUCCCCGGGCAACCUGGGGGAAAAGUUACACAGGCUGGUCAGGAGACAAAAGUCACAGCGCCGUGGAAGGACAGUAAGUCUGCCCCGGCAGAUCCUGACCAAGGCACAGCUGCCUCCGUGUCCACGCCGGAAGUUGCAAAAAUCAGACAGCCGGUGGGCCCUGAGGAAUGCAGAUACCCCGAAGCGUCCCUGCAAACAGAGAGUUUGAGUGUGGAUCUGGACUCGCACUUGCUCCCUCCGCCCAUGACGAGGGAGAUGGAGGACGUGAACGUGCGACGGGAGUCUGAAUUUUUUUCCACAGGGAUCUCAGGAACUGGAGCCCUCAAAUCAAUCAUGAAGAAGCGAGGCAGCCCUGCCACGAUGGAGGCCGGACGCGGGCGGAAGAGCCUCCAGUUUGUGGGAUUACUGAAUGGCGAGUAUGAGAGCACCUCUAGUGAGGAAGAAGAGGAGGGGGCGAGGUCCCCCAGGACAGGAGCCCCCCUCGGCUCCAACGGCGACACACCCAGCACCAGCGACGCCUCCGACGAGGGCUCGGGCGCCCCCCUGGAUAGCAGCGACAGCGAUCUGGAGAGCCCCGUUCUGGGGGCGGCCCAGGAGGAGGCAACGUUGGGCCCUGCUCCACAGGAAGCGGAAGAAGCCAGCAGCCCAGGAGAGGUUUCCCCGGAGGUGGAAGAAAAGUUCGAGCUGAGUCCCCGGCUGAGAGAUGCUUGUCUCAUGGUGAAGGGCCACCUGGGCCACGGCGGGGCUGCCCCCAAGAGCAAAGAGGUGCUUUCCAGUAUGAGCUUCGUCCUUCAGGAGUGGUUCCGCCUGUCUAGCCAGAAGGCCUCUGUGGCUCACGAGGUAGCCAAGCAGCUGCAGGCCUUUGCCGAGAUCUCGCCUGCGCUCUUGGCCCACGUCGUCAACCUCUCUGACAGCAAUGGGAACACAGCCCUCCAUUACAGCGUCUCUCAUUCCAACUUCGAAAUCGUCCAGCUUGUGCUCAACACAGGGAUCUGUAACGUUAACCAUCAGAACAAGGCCGGCUACACAGCCCUCAUGUUAGCUGCCUUGGCCGCUGUGGAGCAGGAAGAAGACAUGGCUGUCGUCCGGAGACUCUUCAGUAUGGGGAAUGUCAACGCCAAAGCUAGCCAAGCCGGUCAGACAGCGCUGAUGCUUGCGGUCAGCCAUGGGCGGCAGGAGAUGGUGGAGGCCCUGUUGGCUUGCGGGUCAGACAUCAACCUUCAAGAUGAAGAGGGCUCCACGGCGCUGAUGUGUGCCUGUGAGCACGGGCGAGCCGGCACCGUGACACUGCUCUUGAGCCAGCCGGACUGCGAUGCAUCCAUCGUGGAUAGCGAUGGCAAUGACGCCAUUUCCAUCGCGCUGGAGGCCGGCCAUCAGGACAUAGCCCUGUUGAUAUCCACCCAACUCACGCAAUCAUCAGCACGCUCUCUUGGACAGGAACGGGAGGAUUCCUGAGUGACAAGAGACUAUAAAGCUUGGGUCGUACCCGUGGCCUCGAUCUGCUGACCACAGAGCAAACUCUGUCCUUCCUAUCACUUUUUUUAAAAACAAAAACAGUCUCCCCUUGGGAAUCCCCAGCCUUUUGUUUUUCCUACACGAAGGGAGGAGGGAAAUAAUCAGAUUGUAUGUCCUCCCCUCUAAAAUACACCACUCCUGAACAAUGCUCACACUAGGAAUGUCAGUGGUUCCACAGGGGUACUAGUCCUCAGUGAGGUGGCCAACCAGUGUCAAAAUUACCAGCUUGGGCCACCAACUUAGAUAGCUUGAAAAGAGGCUUAGACCAAUACAUGGAGGAUCAGACUAUCGAUGGCUCCAGUUGGAGGCAGGAUGUUUCCAAAUACGUUGCCAGAAACCGCAGGAGGGAAGAGUUGCUGUUGCGCUCGGGUCCCGAUUGUGGGCUUCCCAUGGUGGCCGUCUGGUUGGCCACUGUGAGGACAGGAGGAUGGACUAGAUGGGCCACUGGUUCUUAGGUUCUUGUUACCACUUUAGACUGCUCCGCUGAAGAAAAGUCAUUCUCUGUGCAGCAUAACUUCUUGACCCCCAUCCUCGUUUUCUAUGAAAAAGGGGCGUUUAAACGCCCCUCCCUGCAAAAGAAUCUCUACCUAUGAAAUGCAACUUCUCCACACUCUAGUAACACAGAGAUCAGCAUUCCCCAGGCUGGUGCUCUCCAGAUGUUGGUCUCAUGUCAGCCUGGAUGAUGAGUCGAACAUAUCUGAAGGGCACCCAGUUGGGUUACCUUAAGAAGGCCUUCUAUUCUGCCAGCUUUUCUAGAAACAUGGAAUUUUUGUAAGGGUGAAAGCCUAACAGCAAUAGAAGCCCCAACCACUUGCUGACCACCACACUGAGGACUAGACGCAUGCCCCUCACCCCAAAUCCUUUCCUCGUUUUGCCAAGAAGGGUCCCAUCUUUCUUACCCACCACACCUCUUCCUCCUUGGCCACUGCCCUGAGUGAGAUGACGACUGUGAAUGACAGGCCUCUACAGCAGAAGUGAUGGAUCUGGUCUUUAUAAGCUCUUAGCCUGUUCGUUGCAGUUUGGGAUGAGGAAAAAAAAAGCCACUCCAAAGGAUCCUGUGCUGCAGUUCAUGCACAAAGCUUGUUUGUUUUUUUAAUCUCUUCAAAUGUUAUCUCACCAGAAUAAAGAGCCAACAACAC